This is a messenger RNA of Cygnus olor (mute swan), 2901 nucleotides long. It is a transcript of the gene LRFN2, whose product is annotated as leucine rich repeat and fibronectin type III domain containing 2. NCBI's taxonomy places the organism in Eukaryota, Metazoa, Chordata, Aves, Anseriformes, Anatidae. The record is from RefSeq and is a predicted model, not a curated record. Gene Ontology annotation, molecular function: protein binding. Bases 485 to 2776 code for a protein of 763 amino acids. The transcript is spliced from 6 exons. Gene Ontology annotation, cellular component: cell surface; postsynaptic density membrane.
CAGUGAGUAGCUGAUGCUAUAUUUCAGCAGGAUGUUAGUGGCCUGGGACUGUCCUGCAUGACUUUUGCUUCUGCUGUGUUAUUCAGCCUCAAUUCUGCCUACUUUUUAUCCUGCAUGGCUUGGAGCUGGAAUCUGUCAUCACUGGCCUCUGCUUGGUGUUUGCUUCAGAAGUGAGGGAUCUGACAGAGUUGUGCCUGCCCAGAUUCGUAUACAGCACUAAUACAGCACUAAGCACUUGCUGUAUGUUGCAUCGUCAGAAGGGGAGUCUCAGGGAUUCACACACUUGGACUUUACUUGGCUGCAUCUGCCAAACAAUCUAGUCUGCAUUUUGGUUAGCUGGAGACCAACCAGGAUUUUUCUGAUUAUAUCUUCUUCUGAAAAAAGGAUGCAUGACAUAGAAAGAAGGUCUAAGUGCCUGUCUGAGACUAUUUUACCAAACCUGGGAUAAAUGUUAUUUCUCAAAGGUACUGUUGUGUGAUUUACCAUGGAAAAAUUGCUCUGCAGCAUCCUGGUGUUUGGAAUGGCUGUCAUGGUCAACGCUUGUCCCAAAUAUUGUGUCUGUCAGAACCUGUCUGAGUCACUGGGGACUUUGUGUCCCUCCAAAGGUCUUCUGUUUGUACCACUAGACAUAGAUCGAAGGACUGUUGAACUUCGGCUCGGGGGCAACUUUAUUAUUAAUAUCAGCCGACAGGAUUUUGCCAAUAUGUCUGGGCUUGUUGACCUCACCUUAUCCAGAAACACAAUCAGUUACAUACAGCCCUACUCUUUCACUGACUUGGAGAGCCUUCGGUCUUUACAUCUGGACAGCAACAGGUUGCCUGACAUUGGAGAGGAUAUUUUGAGAGGCUUAAUUAACCUUCAGCACUUGAUUUUAAACAACAACCAGCUAAGCAGCAUCUCUGAUGAAGCCUUUGAGGAUUUUUUGCUGACAUUGGAAGACUUAGACCUUUCCUACAAUAACCUCCGAAGCAUUCCCUGGGAAUCUAUAAGAAAGAUGAUAAACUUGCACCAGCUCAGUUUGGAUCAUAACCUGAUAGAUUAUAUUACAGAAGGGACGUUUGCAGAUCUUCAGAAAUUGGCCAGGUUGGAUCUAACAUCCAACAGACUUCAGAAGCUUCCCCCUGAUCCUAUCUUUGCCAGAUCUCAAGUAAUUCCAUUAGCUGUUACCCCAUUUUCUCCACCUUUAUCUCUCAGCUUCGGAGGUAACCCCCUGCACUGCAACUGUGAGCUGCUGUGGUUAAGGCGACUUGACAGGGAUGAUGAUAUGGAAACUUGUGCUUCUCCUCCAGGUCUAAAGGGAAGGUACUUCUGGUAUGUACGGGAGGAAGAAUUUGUCUGUGAGCCUCCUCUUAUCACACAGCAUACUCACAAGUUGCUCGUUUUAGAAGGGCAAACUGCCACACUGAAAUGCAAAGCCAUUGGGGAUCCCACCCCCAUCAUUCACUGGGUGGCCCCCGAUGACCGCCUCAUUGGGAACUCUUCGAGGACAUCUGUCUAUGACAACGGCACCUUAGAUAUUCUCAUCACCACAUCCAAGGAUUACGGGACUUUCACAUGUAUAGCAGCCAAUGCUGCCGGAGAGUCCACUGCAACGAUCGAGCUCUCAAUUGUUCAGCUCCCUCACCUCACCAACGGCACAGGCCGAGCAGCCCCACCGAAAUCCAGGCUCUCAGACAUCACCAGCUCCAGCAAGUCUAACCGAGGGGAAACAAAAGGCCCACCAGAAAGGGCUGUCCUGGUGUCAGAGGUGACCACUACGUCAGCUUUAGUGAAGUGGACAGUGAGCAAGUCAGCCCCUCGGGUAAAAAUGUAUCAGCUGCAGUAUAAUUGUUCGGAUGAUGAAGUCCUGAUCUACAGGAUGAUUCCUGCUACAAACAAAGCCUUUGUCGUAAACAACCUUGUUUCUGGAACAGGCUAUGACCUCUGUGUACUGGCAAUGUGGGAUGACACGGCUACGACCCUUACUGCCACCAAUAUUGUGGGAUGCGCCCAAUUCUUCACCAAAGAAGACUACCCUCAGUGCCAGUCGAUGCACAGCCAGUUCCUGGGUGGUACCAUGAUUCUCAUCAUUGGAGGCAUCAUUGUGGCGACUCUGCUGGUGUUCAUUGUAAUACUCAUGGUACGCUACAAGGUCUGCAACAGUUCCCAGGGGAAGAUGUCCAACGUCAGCAAUGUCUACUCGCAGACAAAUGGAGCACAACCAGUUCAGAAUGGAGUCCUGCCCCAAGUAAACCCCAAAGUGGUGGUGAGAAAUGAACUUAUGGAGUUUAACUGUGAGUCUGUGCGGAGCAGCAUCUCCUCUUCUUCCAGCUCUCUGAAUAGCCGUGACUGUGAUAACUAUAGCCUCCAAAGUGAACAGGGCACAUUGUCCAGUAAGUGGAGGCCCCCCUCCAGGUCAAAACACAAUAUUGAUCGGCUAAUGGGAGCUUUUGCCUCCCUGGAACUGAAAUGUCAGAAAAAGGAGGAGACGACAGACUCCAGAACUUCCACUGUGGCUCAUCACUCGGACAAAGAGCCACUGCUGGGCCAGCCAGAGUCCAAAUUUCGCAGCCUCCUCAUGUUGCCUCUGGAGGGCAAAACUAAACGUAGCCAUUCUUUUGACAUGGGAGACUUUGCCACAUCUCAGUGCUGCACCUACCCAAAAAAGAUAACAAACAUUUGGACAAAGAGGAGCCUCUCAGUGAACGGCAUGCUUUUACAGUAUGAUGACAAUGACCUAACAGGGGCAAAAGGGACUUAUGGGAGUUCAGAGUGGGUAAUGGAAAGCACGGUGUAAAUAUCAGUGUCUCCCCCCAUCUUCUCCCCUCAUGUGUUAUAAAGUGUGGUUUGCUGCAGAGCCAUGCAUUUGGAAGGAGAGGGGGGUAAAUGUUUUCAGAUGUACUGGCCAAUAAAUAAGAAAGG